AUGGCAGAGAAAGAGCAAUCGUCGGAACCACCGCCGUGUUUGAUGACAUCACUUCCCGAAUACGUCAUCGUCGACAUCUUAGCGCGUGUACCGAGAUGCAACUAUCCAACACUCUCCCUCGUUUCAAAACACUUCAGGUCUCUCGUUGCGUCCCGUGAGAUAUACGCGAGACGAUCUUUGUUAGGCUGUACGGAAAAUUGUGUCUAUGUUAUCCUCUGUAACAGGAAGAACCGUGUUGGUGGCCAGUUGUAUAUUCUCAGCCGGAAACCUAACGGCAAUCAACACUUGUUCCUUAUCCCCUCACUGCCCACUAUGCCUCGAUAUGGUAGCUACGUGGCGAUGGGCUCGAAGAUAUAUGUGUUCAACUCUGUGACAUCAUCAAGUGGGUUAAUCAUCGACUGUAUAUCUCACACAGCGCAACCCCUCCCCAGCAUGCCUGUGGUCAUGAAUGUUUCGAUUGCUAAAAUCAUCGACGGGAGAAUCUACGUGAUUGGGUAUAUUAUGGAUUUGGACUCGGAGGAGAAUGUGAAUUAUGUGAUGGUUGUGUUCAAUACAGAAACACAAACAUGGGAGCCCGAGACGAUAAAGAUUGACAUUGAGGUUGACAUGUGGUGUGAAUGUGUGGUGAUGAGUGGUAAGAUGUACUUUAGGGAUGGUGAGAAUAGCUUUAUUUACGAGCCAAAGGGAAGCAAACGGGACACAGACGAGAUGGUAAAUGCUAAAGAGUGGGAGGAUGCUUGCGUGGUUGAUGAUGUUUUGUACUAUUACGAUGUCGUGGAGAACGAGUUAAAAACGUAUGAUUCGGAGAAGAAGUGUUGGGGAGUGGUGAAUGGUGUUGAGGAGUUUUUGGCUACCCACACGGAGAGAGUUUGCGGGUGGUGGAAGACUGCGAGUUACGGUGGAAAACUUUUUUUGUUCCAUGAUGAAGACACUUACGUGGGAGUGACUUAUUUUGCGGAGAUUUCCUUGGAAAGAAACCAACAAAGGGAGAUUUGGGGUAAAGUUGAGUGGUGUGAUGAGGUUGAGAUUGCGGAGAGUGUUUAUAUUGUGAAAUGUCUAGCUGUUAUGGUUUGA
This is a messenger RNA of Microthlaspi erraticum, 1074 nucleotides long. Lineage: Eukaryota; Viridiplantae; Streptophyta; Magnoliopsida; Brassicales; Brassicaceae. The record is from the annotation of a GenBank genome assembly.